This is a messenger RNA of Gopherus flavomarginatus (Mexican gopher tortoise), 5598 nucleotides long. It is a transcript of the gene PPP1R12A, whose product is annotated as protein phosphatase 1 regulatory subunit 12A. The transcript is spliced from 25 exons. The coding region runs from base 125 to 3235 and encodes 1036 amino acids. Gene Ontology annotation, biological process: signal transduction. Gene Ontology annotation, cellular component: Z disc; A band; cytoplasm. Gene Ontology annotation, molecular function: protein kinase binding; enzyme inhibitor activity; phosphatase regulator activity. Lineage: Eukaryota; Metazoa; Chordata; Testudines; Testudinidae. The record is from RefSeq and is a predicted model, not a curated record.
CCUGUAGGCGGGUGAGCGAGUGCGGCGCGGUGGCGGUGGCCGGGUCGGCCGCGGUGCUCUAUGGGAUAGUGGUGGAUAGAGACCAUCCUCAGUUCGGAGCGCUAGGGCCAGGCAGGAGCGGGGCAUGAAGAUGGCGGACGCCAAACAGAAGCGGAACGAGCAGCUGAAGCGCUGGCUCGGCUCCGAGACGGACCUGGAGCCGCCCGUGGUCAAGCGCAAAAAGACCAAAGUGAAGUUCGAUGACGGCGCCGUCUUCCUAGCCGCCUGCUCCAGCGGGGACACGGACGAGGUGCUGCGGCUGCUGGAGCGGGGCGCCGACAUCAACUACGCCAAUGUGGACGGGCUCACCGCACUGCACCAGGCUUGCAUAGAUGAUAACGUAGAUAUGGUGAAAUUUCUGGUGGAAAAUGGAGCAAACAUUAAUCAACCAGAUAACGAAGGUUGGAUACCUCUACAUGCGGCUUCAUCCUGUGGAUAUCUUGAUAUAGCAGAAUAUUUAAUUAGCCAAGGAGCACAUGUAGGAGCUGUGAAUAGUGAAGGAGACACUCCAUUAGAUAUUGCUGAGGAAGAGGCAAUGGAAGAGCUGCUUCAAAAUGAAGUAAAUAGACAAGGGGUUGAUAUAGAGGCAGCUCGAAAAGAAGAAGAACGGAUAAUGCUUAGAGAUGCAAGACAAUGGCUUAACAGUGGCCGUAUAAAUGAUGUCAGGCAUGCAAAAUCUGGUGGUACAGCACUUCAUGUAGCGGCUGCUAAAGGGUAUACAGAAGUUUUAAAGCUUUUAAUACAGGCUGGCUAUGAUGUAAAUAUUAAAGAUUAUGAUGGCUGGACACCACUUCAUGCUGCUGCUCACUGGGGUAAAGAAGAAGCAUGUCGCAUUUUAGUGGAAAACCUGUGUGAUACGGAGACUGUCAACAAAGUGGGUCAGACAGCGUUUGAUGUAGCAGAUGAAGAUAUUCUAGGAUAUUUAGAAGAAUUACAAAAGAAGCAAAAUCUGCUUCAUAGUGAAAAACGGGAAAAGAAAUCUCCCUUAAUUGAAUCUACAGCCAACAUGGAUAAUAAUCAGUCACAAAAGCCAUUUAAAAAUAAAGAAACUUUGAUUAUUGAGCAAGAAAAGAAUGCAUCUAGUAUUGAGUCUCUGGAGCAAGAGAAAGCAGAUGAGGAAGAAGAGGGAAAGAAGGAUGAAUCCAGUUGCUCUAGUGAAGAGGAUGAGGAAGAGGACUCAGAAUCUGAAGCUGAAACAGACAAAACUAAACCUUUGGCAUCUGUAACUAAUAAUGCAAAUAACAUCAGUGCGCAACCAGCUUCUGUAGCUGUGACAGCAUCUUCCAUAACCACUGGUCAAGUGACACCUACAUCACCCAUUAAGAAGUUUCCAACUUCAACAACCAAGGUUUCUCCCAAAGAGGAAGAGAGAAAAGAUGAAUCUCCUGCCUCUUGGAGGUUAGGUCUUCGAAAGACUGGCAGCUAUGGGGCACUUGCAGAGAUUACAGCUUCCAAAGAAGCUCAGAAAGAAAAGGACUCUACAGGUGUUAUGCGUUCGGCUUCAAGUCCAAGACUCUCUUCUUCAUUAGACAACAAAGAAAAGGAAAAGGAUAAUAAAGGAACUAGACUUGCAUAUGUUGCACCUACAAUACCAAGACGACUGGCCAGUACAUCUGACGUUGAUGAGAAAGAAAACAGGGAUUCAUCUGCUAGCUCAAUACGUAGUAGUGGUUCUUACACAAGAAGAAAAUGGGAGGAAGAUGUCAAGAAAAACACCUUGAAUGAAGGACCUACAUCACUAAAUACAAGUUAUCAGAAAAGUGGCUCCUUUGGUAGAAGACAAGAUGACUUGAUUAGUUCUCAUGUUCCAAGUACUACGUCAGCACCAACAGUUACCUCUUCAGCUGGUCUUCAGAAAAGCCUGCUUUCCAGCACAAACACUACUACAAAGAUUACAACGGGUUCUACUUCAGCAGGUGUACAAAGCAGUACCUCAAAUCGUUUGUGGGCUGAGGAUAGUACUGAGAAAGAAAAGGACAAUGUUCCUACAGCAGUGACCGUUCCUGUUGCGCCAUCUGUUGUAAAUGCUACAGCUACUACCACAACCAUGACUACAACUACUUCUGGCACUGUGUCCUCAACGUCAGAGGUCAGGGAGAGACGGAGAUCAUACCUCACUCCUGUUCGGGAUGAAGAGUCUGAGUCCCAAAGAAAAGCUAGAUCCAGGCAAGCAAGACAGUCCAGAAGAUCCACACAGGGUGUGACACUGACUGAUCUUCAGGAAGCUGAAAAAACUAUAGGAAGAAGUCGUCCUACACGAACCAGAGAACAAGAGAAUGAAGAAAAGGAGGAGAAGGAAAAACAAGACAAAGAAAAACAGGAGGACAAGAAGGAAUCAGAAACAAAAGAAGAUGACUUUAGACAAAGAUAUUCCAGAACUCUUGAGGAGCCCUAUCAUCGCUAUAGGCCAGUUUCAACUCCAACUCCAACUACUUCAUCAUCCUCUUCGCUUUCCACCUCCACUAGUUCUCUUUCUACUUCAAGUCAAGUAAACAGACCAAACAGCCUUAUAGGUAUAACUUCUGUUUAUCCCAGGAGUGGAACAAAAGAAAAUGAGAGAGAAGGCCGGAAAAAAGAAGAAGAAAAGGAAGAAGAUAAAUCACAGUCAAAAUCAAUAAGAGACAGGCGGCGACCAAGAGAAAAACGAAGAUCUACAGGAGUUUCCUUUUGGACUCAAGAUAGUGAUGAAAAUGAACAGGAACACCAGUCUGAUUCAGAAGAAGGAACAAAUAAGAAAGAAACUCAGAGUGAUAGUCUUUCAAGAUAUGAUGCGGGAUCAAUCAGCACAUCAUCAGGCGACCGUUAUGAUUCGCUGCUGGGGCGGUCUGGGUCACAGAGUUACUUUGAAGAACGAAAACCAUAUUGUAGUAGGCUAGAAAAAGAAGAUGCAACUGACUUUAAAAAGCUUUAUGAACAGAUUCUAACUGAAAAUGAAAAGCUGAAAGCGCAGUUACAUGAUACCAACAUGGAGCUGACGGAUCUUAAACUACAGUUGGAAAAGGCCACUCAGAGACAAGAGAGAUUUGCUGACAGGUCACUCUUGGAAAUGGAAAAAAGGGAACGAAGAGCUCUGGAAAGACGGAUAUCUGAAAUGGAAGAGGAACUCAAAAUGCUACCAGACUUGAAGGCAGACAACCAGAGGCUAAAAGAUGAAAAUGGGGCCUUGAUCAGAGUUAUAAGCAAACUUUCCAAAUAAAAAGUUUACUACAGCAGCAAAAUGGUAUUGCACAUAUCUAGCAACUCCAGUGGACCAUGAUGUGGCAGUCACUGGAAGCUUGGGAAGAUUUUUUGGAGACUGUCAUUUUCAGAUAUCCUGCCAAAUGCCCUCUUACCUGUGUUCUUUUUAUCAGGAUCAUUGUUUCAUGUUAAAGUGCAGCUGCUGAGAAGAUAAAAUGACUGAGAAAUCUUGUUUACAGCUACAGCAUAUAAGGAAAGUGUUCAAGGCCAGAUAUGCCUCAGAUAUUUAACCAGUAAGCCUUAGUUGUACAUAAACACUUUUGCAUCAACAAAAGCUUUCAGCUCUCACAGAAGACAAUUACUCAUGUUGUGCCACAGUUCAUAGUUUUUCUAUACUCAGUUUUUUCUUUACAUCUAAGUUUGGAUUUGUGUUUUCCCUUUUAAUUAUUCUUGUACCAGUUUUUUUUUCUUGUACAGUGUUUUCACAGCUUUAUCAUUUGCAGAGACCACACAACCCUUUAAAAUACAUCUUUGUGUUGCUAACUAGAGUUGUAUUGUCCAGCCACCUGGAACAGAGAUGUUUGGUGGAACAUCUGCUUUCACUGUUUGUGCAAUAUGCAUUUAUCUCCUAUACAAGAUGCUUUAAAGUCAAUUGAAACUAGAAUUAUUUUACAAGUCCUGUUUUCUGCCUUUAUUGGUCACUUUAAAAAAAAAGUUUGUAGUGAAACAUGUUAGAUCCUGUAAUCUUCACAUUCAUUUUAGCAGGUACUGAGUGAUGCUGUAUAUAUAAAUGUGUACUGUUUUGAUUUUCAGACCACCACGUGGCAUGCUUGAAUAUCUUCCCUAUUGCAAAUGUCUGUUAAUGCAAAUUAGGCUACUCCAGAAUGGUGUAUUUAACAAAGUUCAUUAAUUUUUAUGGUAUAAUGAAUUUACACAUUGUACAUUCUACAGAGCCCUGUCUUGACAAAAGGUUUGAACUAUAAAAUACUUUUAUUACCUUGUUACUCCCAUUUUUUCAUUUGAUAGUGUUCACCAUAAUAAAAGUUGCAUAAAUAUAACUGCUUCACUACAUUUCACAUACCUGUAUUUAUCUGAGUGCUGUCCAAAACUGUUGUGCUAACCAAAGUAAAGUUACUAAAUCAUUUGCAAAACCUAACCCAUUACACUCACAAUGUUUAUAUGCACUGUUAUUGCCAUGUGAAAAGGCAUCUGAGUUGAUACCACCAUCAUGUUCAGACCAUUUUAUACAUUUCAGUGGCCUUUUUAAAAAAAAAAAAAAAGUACUUAAGUGAAGAUUGCUUUUGUUAGAAACAAACAGCUUUUAUAUUUUCACUAAACUAUACAAGAUGACAUCUUAUUGGCACAUAGACUAUUGCCUGAUACCACUGAACAGUUCAGCCAUUAAAAUCAAUUGUACAUUGUAAAGCUUGUAGUAGCUAUUGUAUUCUCGGUUAUUGUAUACUAUAUUAAAUGUGAAUUUGUACCCCUUCAUUUAAAAAGGUCAUUGUGUUCUACUGCCUACUUCUUGGGGAGGGGUUUUGUUUUAUUGGGGUGGGGAGGCUUUUUUGUGUGUGUUUUUUUGUUUUUGUUUUUUGUUUUGGUUUUGGUUUUUUGGUAAGGGGAACAUGUUCUUUCUGUUGAUUGGUUUUUUGAAGAUGUAAGGUUAUGCUCUUACUACCAAGCUCAGGAUUCUUGAUUUUAAAGGUACAAGGAUAGUUUUUGAGAUAGUUUGUUAUAAUUGAUCUGUAUGAGAGAUGGGUCUGAAUAUAGGGAACCAUCGUUGUCUUAUGCUAACAUAAAAGGCAGAGAAUUGAUCAGUUUGAAUGGAUGCAACAUGUUCAGUUCUGUUAUGAGACACUUAGGCAUAUUCUGGAUUAUAUUUGGUAAAGUUUGAGUGCCAGUGAAUGAGUAAAUACAUGUUUCUAAUAUUUUAGUGUUUUAUAUUUAGGUUAUUUAUUCUUUAUCUAAGAACCGAACGGCUACUGUGCUAUAUUGAUUUUAUUGGUAGUACUGAGCAGACCUUGUAUCUGCAUGAAACUAGUUGCAAAACCCACUCUUUUGGAAAAAAUGUAUUUUGACAUAUACAAAUAAAAUGAAUAAAAACUAUUUUAAAUGUGUGAAAGUUUUACUGAGAAUAUUUUAAACCAUGUUAUGAGUUUGGUAUUUAAAUUAUUCAGUGGGCAUUUUUUUUCAUUCAUUGCUUUACGUGGAUGCAAAGUUCAAGUGCUUUUCAAAGAUUGUAAUCAAAUUGUGAUUAUUUGCACAUCAUUGUACAUGCACAUAUGUAAAUGCACCAGUAAAAAUGCCAUAUUUAUGCAUUAUGUAACAACUUGGACAAAUGUUUAUAUAUUUUACAUAAACCUGUCUGUAUGCAGAACUUAA